Anthostomella pinea is the source of this 342-nucleotide messenger RNA. Lineage: Eukaryota; Fungi; Ascomycota; Sordariomycetes; Xylariales; Xylariaceae. The record is from the annotation of a GenBank genome assembly.
AUGGAUCGACAGAAUCUCCAGCAACAGGGUCAGCAGAACCAGCAGAACCAGCAGAACCAGCAGGACCAGCAGAACCGCCGACAGGAGCAAAGUCAUGGCCAACAGCAGCUACAACUUCGUCCGGCCGUAGACCAGCUUCGCGGGCAGCGUGGACGCGUUCGCCAACAGCGCUUAGAUCGCCUGUUCCAGCAGGAAAUAGAGCGUUACGAGCGUCGGCAGCAGCAGCAGGUGCAGCAAGAGAACGAUAAGAAGGAGCAGGAGAAGAAGGAGCAGGAGAAGAAAGAGCAGGCCAAGAAGAAGCAGGAGAAGAACGAACAGGAGAAGAUGGAGCAGGAAACAUGA